This is a messenger RNA of Ictidomys tridecemlineatus (thirteen-lined ground squirrel), 2468 nucleotides long. RefSeq names its product potassium channel tetramerization domain containing 5 (gene Kctd5). Gene Ontology annotation, biological process: proteasome-mediated ubiquitin-dependent protein catabolic process; protein homooligomerization. NCBI's taxonomy places the organism in Eukaryota, Metazoa, Chordata, Mammalia, Rodentia, Sciuridae. The record is from RefSeq and is a predicted model, not a curated record. Gene Ontology annotation, cellular component: Cul3-RING ubiquitin ligase complex; cytoplasm. Gene Ontology annotation, molecular function: cullin family protein binding.
UUCCGGCGGAGGGGCGCUGUGGCGGGGCUUGCUGAGAUCAUGGCGGAGAAUGUCUUCGAGCUGCUGCCGCCGGCCCCAGGCGGCCUCGGGGCGGGACGGGGGGGCGGCCUAUGCCGCCGCUGCAGCGCAGGGCUCGGUGCCCUGGCUCAGCGCCCCGGCGGCGUGUCCAAGUGGGUCCGACUCAACGUCGGCGGCACCUACUUCCUCACCACCCGGCAGACGCUGUGCCGGGACCCGAAGUCCUUCCUGUACCGCUUGUGCCAGGCCGACCCCGACCUGGACUCUGACAAGGAUGAAACAGGUGCCUAUUUAAUUGACAGAGAUCCCACGUACUUUGGACCUGUGUUGAACUACUUGAGACAUGGGAAGCUGGUCAUUAACAAAGACCUCGCUGAGGAAGGAGUGUUGGAAGAAGCAGAAUUUUACAACAUCACCUCACUAAUAAAACUUGUAAAGGACAAAAUUAGAGAACGAGAUAGCAAAACAUCACAGGUGCCUGUGAAGCAUGUAUACCGUGUGUUGCAGUGUCAGGAGGAGGAGCUCACACAGAUGGUGUCCACCAUGUCCGAUGGCUGGAAAUUUGAGCAGCUGGUCAGCAUCGGCUCCUCUUACAACUAUGGGAACGAAGACCAGGCCGAGUUCCUCUGUGUGGUUUCCAAGGAGCUGCACAACACCCCAUAUGGCACAACCAGUGAGCCCAGCGAGAAGGCCAAGAUUUUGCAAGAACGAGGCUCAAGGAUGUGAGAUAUAGUACUGACAGCCGAAGAAAUGAUAUACUUUUUCCCAAGAUUCAGUGAACCGCCAUGUCUAGGAAGUACGUCUGUGAGAAGAAACCUGCUUUUGAUCAUUUCUCUAGAGAUCUGGGUGUGCAUCCUUUUUUGCCUCAGAGGUGGGUGGUGAGAGACGGCCCAGCUGUCUAAGGCCAGGCAUCCCCACAGGGAGGAGGCACAGGGGCCAGGUGGGCUCUCUCUGGGAGUCUGCUCUGUUCUUUCCGAGUGCUGCGUGGGACUGAGGCAGGGUGCUCCCAACUAGCCUGCGCAGUCCUGAAGACCAUUUGAAGGGCAGGGCCCUUGGUGCUACAUUCAUAGUCUGCGAUAGCAGCUCAGGCCUCACCAGGAGGAAGGGACAGCAGCCAUGUGGAUUGUCCAGCGCACUGUGGCUCAGGUCCAGAUGCCUGGUGGUCAUUGCUUGAGCACCUGAACAUCAUCCUUGGGUCAGGGAAGCUGCUCUGCCUCCAGUGUGAUCAAUUGACAGUUUCUCAACCUCGGCGAAGACCCCUGACAAUGGUGGCCUCCGCAUCAUCACUACUUUCUGGGCGCCUACCCUGAGGACCGCCUCCUUCAGAGCCAGGCUCUUAUUCCAGCCUCCACAGUCAAGGCUUCUUGAUUUGUAUUUUCCAGGCAAGAGAACUUUGUAUCCCUUUUUUUAAGUAUGGAUAGAUUACCCAAUGUUUAUACUCUUUAGAAAUGCCUAAAAGUGUUGCUAUGUUUUAGAUGGAUCUGUCAAAUAGUUUAAAGGGAGGUAGAAGGUUUGCCUCAUGGGUUCCACCUGCGGACUCAUCUGGGAGCUGGUGCUCACCAGUGCCUUUGUUGCAUCUGGGAUGGAGGCUGGGCGGAGGCGUGUCCCCUGGCUUCUUGAGCUGACACUCCGAGUCACGUUGAAGAUUCGGGAUGUUUACAGUGCAUCAUGUGUCUCUUCCUCUCCGGCUCUGUUAUCUCUGUAUAACUAUGCAGUUCUUCUUUCUAAUACUCCUGGAGCAUUUGAGACUUGACACAACCUACAUGACCCAGCCAGUGUGCCAUCGAGGCUGCUGGGGUUGCUGUAGAGGCUGCCCCCUGCAGGCUCUGAGACUCUUCAGUGGGGGCUGGGGGCCUGGCCCCAGUGAGCAAGCUCUGCCUCUUGAUCUUUGCUUGCCAGGAGAGCUGUGCAGAGUGACCAUUGGAGUUGCCUGUGUGAGGUCAGAGGCUCUGACACUGUCUAAUGUCAAUGCUUCCAGAAACUUCUUGCCUAGGUCCUCUUUUUUUUCUUCUUUGCCAAUAACCUGAUUAACUAAGUUCUCCAGCAUCUAGGAUUUACCUCCUCCUUUCGUAAGGCCUCUUGUAUGUUGUUAAAGGUUCAGCUUAAACAAUUUAUAAAAACCUUUCUAUAGGGCAGAUUUAGCCACUGGCUGACCCGGUCCUCCCAGCAGAGCUCCAAGGGAAGGUGUCCCUGUGUUGGCCCUGGGGAGCUGCUGGGUGCUUAGCAUUUUUUGAUUUUGACAUUGACAUAAUAGAUAGGCUUGUGGGUUGUUUUGUUUUUGUUUUUUAAUUUAAAAAUAUUAAGACUUAAUUCACUAAAAUUUAUUCUAAGGGGAUAUUUAUACUUUUGUACUUUUUUAGGUAUCCGUAUUUUAUCAGCUUACCAUUUAAUGCCUAAGUUUCCCCUGAAAAUAGCAAAUAAAAUUGUGUAUUUAUGAAUGAGCCCAGCAA